Molecule: messenger RNA, 770 nt
Organism: Umbelopsis ramanniana AG
Lineage: Eukaryota; Fungi; Mucoromycota; Umbelopsidomycetes; Umbelopsidales; Umbelopsidaceae
Exons: 2
Coding region: 108-668 (186 amino acids)
Biological process (GO): maturation of SSU-rRNA
Cellular component (GO): nucleolus
Molecular function (GO): RNA binding
Source: RefSeq, a predicted model, not a curated record
UGACAUAUGAAAUGCUAACGACUUUUGUAUGAUAGCAUAUACUUGCAGUGGUGUUGAAGCACGUACAAGAUAUACCAGAAGCCGAUCUUAUUCGUGUUGUUCGGACCAUGGCGGAGAAGGUUAGAGAGGAUGAAGCAAAUUGGAAAGACAAGUUUGCGCUGUACUUCAAGUUGGUCGUGGAAGCGCCCCGCAAUGAUAUCUUUAUGCAACAAGCCGUCAAGCGUAUUGGUGCUGAUGAACUUUUCAUUGUCCUUCAAACGCUACGUGACUGGAUGGACUGGUGGGAUGAACAAGGAGGAGGAUCUUCUAGCAAAAACUCAGAACCGGCGGGUGUACCUAAAUUUGUCCAUGUCAUUGAGUUCGCCAAUAUCUUCUUGGACGUUCACUUCCCAACAUUGAUUUUAGAAUCAUCCAUGCACGAGUUGGUACAAGCACUUAGAGAAAGGGUACAGCAGGAACUGCAAAUGUGCUCAGAUAUGGAAGAACUUCGCGGAGUUUUGGAUUUGUUCUAUAGGAAAGAUCUCGCUCGUAAAGCUGCCCCUGCUAACAAAACGCGGCCGUCUGAUGCCCCACAGAACGAGCUUAGUAAAUAUCGCAAGGAACUUAAGGGCAAAUUUGGUGGUGAACAAGGUGUUCCUCAAUAUAGAGUGGAGAUAUUUCAGUUUUAAUCUUCCAAUACACUUGAAAUAAAAAAAGAAAACCCAACCUGCCCAUGAUGUCCAUCCCCCCAUAGCCUUGGCCCAAGUUCCGAGUUUGGACAGCCAGCACGA